Messenger RNA from Octodon degus (degu), 550 nucleotides. RefSeq names its product secreted LY6/PLAUR domain containing 1 (gene Slurp1). The transcript is spliced from 3 exons. NCBI's taxonomy places the organism in Eukaryota, Metazoa, Chordata, Mammalia, Rodentia, Octodontidae. Gene Ontology annotation, molecular function: acetylcholine receptor inhibitor activity. The coding region runs from base 32 to 391 and encodes 119 amino acids. The record is from RefSeq and is a predicted model, not a curated record.
CGGAGCUACAAGGGCUGGGGCAAAUCCUCAAAUGGAGCCAGCUGCUCCCAAGUCCUGCGCAUCAGGAAUGACCUCCCGCUGGGUCAUGCAGUUACUGCUCUUGGCAGCCUGGAGUGUGGGCUCUGGUGAGAGCUUCAGGUGCUACUCCUGCGACCGGCCCACACCCGUUCAUUUGUGCAAGAACAUCAGUUACUGCACUCUGGAGGACACAGCCUGCAAGACCACCCUGGAGAAGGUGGAGGCAGAAUACCCCUUCAACCAGAGCCCCAUGGUGACCCGCUCCUGCUCCACCUCCUGCCUGGCCACUGACCCUGACAGCAUUGGGGUUGCCCAUCCUGUCUUCUGCUGCUUCCGUGACCUCUGCAACACAGGGGAGGUAUCUGGGAUUUAGCUGUUCUGGGGGCCAUGCCCAUCGGACCCCUUUUGCAACAGGGCCUGGCACUGCCUGUGGUCACCUCUGCCUGUCUCUAUAACUGGACCUCCUUGGGCCUCAGGCCACUUACUCUACCCCCAAGCUUGUAAAAAAUAAACCAACCAUGAGUAGGGACAA